This is a messenger RNA of Dentiscutata heterogama, 645 nucleotides long. Lineage: Eukaryota; Fungi; Glomeromycota; Glomeromycetes; Diversisporales; Gigasporaceae. The record is from the annotation of a GenBank genome assembly.
AUGCUUGAUGAAAUUGAAAGUAGCAAAAAUAUACAAGAUUUAAAGAUAGACAUUUUACAAGGUAUUAAAUAUAUUAUUCAAGGCUGGAAUAAAGUUACAGAAAACACAAUUAAAAACUGCUGGCGUCAUACUAAACUUAUUUCUUUUUGGGAUAAUCAUGCAGAUAUAGAUGAGAAUGAAGAAGAAUCGCUUGAAGAGCCAUUGCUUGAAGAACUUUUUAAAAAUAUUGAAGAUCUCAAUUUUUCUGAUUCAAUGCAAGUAGAAGAGUAUCUAAAUAUUCCUGAUGAAAAUAUCAUUUACGAAGUUUCUAAUAAUAAUCAAAUUAUUUCAGAUCUUAUAGAAACAUUUAGAGAGAGAUCUGAUAAAAUAGAAUAUGAAGAUCCAGAAAAGGCAGAUGAUAGUGUUGAAAGAGAAAUUGUAAAACCAAGUGAAGCCUUUAAAAGUCUAGAUAAUAUACACACCUUUUUACUUCAGCAAAAAGGUGUGAAUGAAUGUAUAAAGCUAGUUAGUAUAAUUGAAAAAUUUAUCACUACUAGAAAAAAUGAUUUGAUGACACAAUCUAAAAUAGACAAAUAUUUUAAUAUUAAUGUUGAUAGAAUGGAAGAGUUACAAUCGCUGGAUGAUCUGGAUGAUUUGAUGUUUUAG